Molecule: messenger RNA, 321 nt
Organism: Ilex paraguariensis (yerba mate)
Lineage: Eukaryota; Viridiplantae; Streptophyta; Magnoliopsida; Aquifoliales; Aquifoliaceae
Source: the annotation of a GenBank genome assembly
AUGGAUUUUGUGCGAGAAAGUGGCGGUGUUGCGGGGUCGGUGCUAAUCACGACACGGUUUGUGUGGCCUUAUGGGGGAAGAAGCGUGUUUCUCAGUGGCUCAUUUACUGGGUUUUCGGAGCAUUGGCCGAUGACGCCUGUUGAAGGCUGCCCUACAGUAUUUCAGACUAUUUGCAGCUUACCACCGGGCUACCAUCAGACAAAACAUGGAACAACUUUUGUGGGCACUUAUGGAAGUGGAAAUGCUCUGCUGGAUGACAAGUGGGUUUUCAUUCAGUUGCUAGAGAGCAGGGUGAGAGCAAUAGUGGUGAUUAUUUAUUGA